Messenger RNA from Puma concolor (puma), 2673 nucleotides. The record is from RefSeq and is a predicted model, not a curated record. Lineage: Eukaryota; Metazoa; Chordata; Mammalia; Carnivora; Felidae.
AUGGAUAUACCAGGAGGACAUUAUGCUAAGCUAAAUAAGCCAGACACAGAAAGAUACUGCACGAUUUCAUGUGUGAAAUGUAAAAAAGCUGAACUCAAGGAAUCAGAGAGCAGAAUGGUGAUUACCAGGGACUGUGGGGAUGAGGGAAACGGAGAGAUGUUGGUCCAAGAGUACAAACUUUCAGUUAUGAAUAAGUUCUGGAGACCUAGUCCUAGAGGAACGCAACCGCCGCGUCUCAGAGUUCCUUUCCACUUUUCAAAUAUACGCGGGACGGUCUCCGGCGGCACUAGAACUACAACUCCCAGGUUCCUGCGCGGCGCGGAGAAGGCAGGCCGGGACUGUGCGAAAGAGACUCCGGGGGAUAGCGGGCCAGAGCCGGCCGCUCCUCCUUUUGAAGCGGUUUCGCACCUCUUUCCGCCCGCGGCGUCGGAAGGACCAUCAAAACCUGUUCUUGAAUACACUGAUCUGGUCUGUGGUGAUGAUGAAGAGCCUAGCAUCUAUCAUAGUGAUAUUCUGUUCCCUAAAAUGCCAAAACGACAGGGAGAUUUUUUGCAUUUUUUAAAUGUGAAGAAGGUGAAAACAGACACAGAUAACAGAAAUCAUUGUGGACUGUCUAAGUCAGAGGAAUCAAAUUUCAAAUAUGUUGAAAAACCAGUCAUUGAAGAAAAUCCAUCAUGUUCAUCAAAGGAAGAAACAGAUAAUCUUGUGCUUCCGGAUUGUUGGAAUGAAAAACAAGCAUUUAUGUUUACAGAACAGUACAAAUGGCUUGAAAUAAAAGAAGGUAAAUUAGGAUGUAAGGAUUGUUCAACAGUUCGGCAUUUGGGAUCAAAAGCAGAAAAGCAUGUCCAUGUGUCCAAGGAAGGGAUUGCAUAUUUAGUAACCCCUAAUGGCAGUAAUAAAACUACUACACAAGCUUCUCUGCAGAAAAAAAUUAGGGAACACGAUAUUUCUAAAGCCCAUGGUAAAAUUCAGGAUCUGUUGAAGGAAUCAGUUAAUGACUCAGUUUCUAAUUUAGUGCAUAAAAAAAAAAAUAAAAAUAUUGAUGCUACCAUAAAAGUUUUCAAUACAGUUUAUAGUUUAGUAAAACAUAAUAGACCUUUGUCUGAUAUUGAGGGGGCAAUAGAAUUACAAGAGAAAAAUGGAGAGGUCAGCUGUUUAAAUACACGAUACAGUGCAACAAGAAUAGCAGAACAUAUUGCAAAAGAAAUUAAAAUGAAGAUAUUUAAGAAUAUGAUAGAAGAGAAUGCCAAAAUCUGUAUCAUAAUUGAUGAGGCAUCUACAGUUUCAAAGAAAAGCACUCUAGUGAUUUAUCUCCAAUGCACAGUUCAGUUGGCUCCCGCACCAGUUAUGUUGUUCGUUGCUUUAAAAGAAUUGGUCUCCGCCACAGCAGAGUUUAUUGUCAAUACGUUAUUGAAUACUUUAAAUGAUUGUGGGUUUACUAAUGAAUAUUUGAAAGCAAAUUUAAUUGCAUUUUGUUCUGAUGGUGCUAAUACAAUGCUGGGAAGAAAGUCUGGAGUAGCUACAAAGUUGUUAGAAUAUUUUCCUAAAAUCAUUAUUUGGAACUGUUUAAAUUAUCGAUUACAGUUGUCACUUGAUGAUUCAAUAUCUGAAAUAAAACAAGUUAAUCAUUUUAAACUAUUUCUUGAUAAAAUUUAUUCCAUUUAUCACCAGUCUAAUAAAAAUCAAAACAAGCUUUUAGAAAAUGUAGCUAAAGAUCUUGAAAUUGAAAUUGUUAAAAUUGGCCGGGUAAUGGGACCAAGAUGGACAGCAUGUAGUUUACAAGCUGCUACUGCUGUAUGGCAUGCAUAUCCUGUAUUAUAUAUGCAUUUUUCUCAUUCUUGUUCUGGUUUGGCAAAGAGAUUAUCUAACAUUAAUUUCUUACAAGACCUUGCUUUAAUGAUUGACAUUCUUGAAGAAUUUUCACUACUUUCAACUGCAUUACAGUCAAGAUCAACUAACAUUCACAAAGCACAAAAAUUGAUCAAACGCACCAUAAGAGCUUUGGAAAAUUUAAAAAUCAGUACUGGAAAGCAUGAGUCUCAAAUUGAGGGUUUGAUUAAGUCAGAUAAGUUUAAAGAUAUUCCAUUUAAUAAAAACAAUGAAUUUAAUGCUCUUCCAAGGAGUAUGUUACUAGAAAAUAUAAUUGAACACAUGCAUUUACGUCUUUUAUCUGACAGAAACCAUGAUGAAAGUAUUUUUAAUUAUUUUGACUUGCUAGAACCUUCUACAUGGCCUUAUGAAGAAAUAACUUCACCAUGGAUAGCUGGUGAAAAAAAAUUAUUUCAUCUAUGUGAAAUUUUAAAAUAUGAAAUUGAUUUGAAUGGUUUUCGAGAAUUUGUACAUGAUAAUAUAAAAUCAAACAAUGUUUCAAUUCCUAUAGCUAUACAAAAAGCUAAAAAGAUAGUUAACACUAUUGCAAUCAAUAAUGCUGAAGCUGAAAGAGGUUUCAAUUUAAUGAAUAUAAUUUGCACAAGGGUGAGAAAUAGCUUAACAAUAGAUCACAUAUCAGAUUUAAUGACAAUAAAUUUAUUGGGGAAGGAGUUAGCAGAUUGGGAUGCACCUCCAUUUGUAAUGUCCUGGUCAAAUUGUAACCAUAGGUUGGCUACAGAUAAGAGGCAAAAAUCAGCAAAAGCCUUCUGUGAGAAUCAGUUGGCUAUAUGGAACUUACAAUAA